AUGCAAAACAAGACACCAAAGUCUGUUCGCGGCCUUAAUUUGCCUUAAGGUGAAUAAAAAGUAUGGCUUCCGUCGUACGUUCGUGUUCGGCGGGGCUAACUCGAACUUUGUUCAAUUUUUUCCCUUAUCGCUAUGGAGCAUCGUUAUUGACUGAGAGGGGUAGUAAAACCUGGUAUCCUGAUGCAGAAUUUUUUGAGCAGUUCUCAGGUCCUGUCAUGUAUCCCGAACAGUUUCCUGGUGUGAAGUGGAGACCUCCACGUUACAAAGAACGUGUUCCACCUGUAGAAAAGAAAAUUCAAAACAUGAUAUUGAACUUUGGACCACAGCAUCCUGCUGCUCAUGGAGUAUUGCGCCUAUUACUAGAACUAGAUGGAGAAACUGUGGUACGUAGUGAUCCUCAUAUAGGUCUGUUGCACAGAGGUACUGAAAAACUAAUUGAAUACAAGACAUAUUUGCAAGCUUUGCCGUACUUUGACCGACUUGAUUAUGUAUCAAUGAUGUGUAAUGAACAGUGCUAUUCAUUAGCUGUUGAAAAACUUCUAAAUAUUGAAGCUCCUCCUCGAGCAAAGUGUAUUCGAGUUUUAUUUGCUGAAAUCACCCGUAUUCUAAAUCACAUCAUGGCUGUUGGAACACAUGCCUUAGAUGUUGGUGCUUUAACUCCAUUUUUUUGGCUAUUUGAAGAAAGAGAAAAAUUAAUGGAAUUUUAUGAACGUGUUUCUGGUGCUCGAAUGCAUGCAGCAUAUAUUCGACCUGGAGGUGUCAGUCAAGAUCUUCCAAUUGGUUUAUUAGAUGAUAUAUAUGAGUGGUUGGACAAAUUUGGACAGAGAAUUGAUGAAAUGGAAGAUUUAUUAACAAACAAUCGUAUCUGGCGAGCUAGACUUACAAAUAUAGGUGUUGUGUCAGCAGAAGAUGCUUUAAAUUUUGGUUUCAGUGGUGUUAUGCUCAGAGGAUCUGGUAUUAAAUGGGACCUGCGUAAAACACAACCAUAUGAUGGCUAUGAAAAUUAUGAGUUUGAUAUCCCUAUUGGUAUUAAAGGAGAUUGUUAUGAUAGGUACUUGUGUCGAGUAGAAGAAAUGAGACAGAGUAUGAGGAUCAUAUAUCAGUGCAUCAACAAAAUGCCACCUGGAGAAAUUAAAGUUGAUGAUCAUAAAAUAGUCCCACCGAAAAGAAGUGAAAUGAAAACAUCAAUGGAGGCCUUAAUACAUCACUUCAAAAUUUUUACUCAAGGAUAUCCUGUUCCUCCUGGUGCUACAUAUACAGCUAUUGAAGCCCCUAAGGGUGAGUUUGGAGUAUAUUUAAUUUCUGAUGGCAGCAGUAGGCCUUACCGUUGUAAAAUUAAGGCACCUGGAUUUGCUCAUUUGGCUGCUCUACAUCACAUUGGAAAAAUGCAUAUGUUAGCAGACGUUGUAGCUAUAAUUGGUACCCUUGAUAUUGUCUUUGGAGAAAUAGAUCGCUAGCAAUCUUAGUAUAAAAAAUUCAUAUUAUAGUUAUAUUCAACUGUAUAUAAACUUCAAAGUGAGAAUAUGAUUUUACAAUCAUUGUGUUUAAUGAAUAAAACAGCUACAAUAUUUCA
This is a messenger RNA of Stegodyphus dumicola, 1573 nucleotides long. RefSeq names its product NADH dehydrogenase (ubiquinone) 49 kDa subunit (gene ND-49). Gene Ontology annotation, molecular function: quinone binding; NAD binding; oxidoreductase activity, acting on NAD(P)H. The record is from RefSeq and is a predicted model, not a curated record. Gene Ontology annotation, biological process: mitochondrial electron transport, NADH to ubiquinone. Gene Ontology annotation, cellular component: respiratory chain complex I. NCBI's taxonomy places the organism in Eukaryota, Metazoa, Arthropoda, Arachnida, Araneae, Eresidae.